This is a messenger RNA of Cucumis melo (muskmelon), 333 nucleotides long. RefSeq lists its product as uncharacterized. The transcript has a single exon. Bases 1 to 333 code for a protein of 110 amino acids. NCBI's taxonomy places the organism in Eukaryota, Viridiplantae, Streptophyta, Magnoliopsida, Cucurbitales, Cucurbitaceae. The record is from RefSeq and is a predicted model, not a curated record.
AUGGAUGGUUUGAUUCCGAUGUUUUAUAGAGCGAUGAAGAAAAAUAGAAGGAGAAGGCAAUAUACAGUGCUUUCCACAAAAGCAGAAUCAGAAUCAGAAGGGGAAGCAGCUUCUUUAUCUUUCAACAUUGCUGAUUUCUAUGUGGAUCCGCCUUCUAUCAAAUCUGAGGGCAGGGGUUACCGGAGAUACAACUCAUACGGCGGAUCUACCCCUCAGGAGUGGCGGAGGAGUGGCGUAGCCGCCGGGAAGUCAAGGAGUCAUGGGCAACCACCGGAACAACAGCUUGUUAGGUUCAGAAGCCAGAGGAUUCUGUCCUGCUUGACUGGCCAUUAA